AUGUAUGGUGCGGCGUCUGUUAAAAAUAACAAAACAUUGUCAUAUUUGGCUACCGGAGCUAGUUUCAACUCGUUGUCUUUUGAGUAUCUAAUGGGAGCUUCUACAAUACGAGAUAUAACUAAAUCUACAUGUGAGCAAAUAUGGAACAUACUUCAACCGUUAUUUAUGGCAAUCAAACAAGAAGAUGACUGGAUUAAAAUUGCUGACCAAUUUUAUACUCGCACAAACUUUCCCAAUAUCAUUGGAGCGAUAGAUGGCAAGCAUAUUAGGAUGAUACAACCAGAACAUUCCGGAACAUCAUAUUUUAAUUACAAAAAAUUCUUCUCUUGCGUUUUAAUGGCUUGGGCAGAUGCAGAUUAUAAAUUUGUUUACAUAGAUGUUGGUUCUUAUGGAACAGCUAGUGAUUCAGAAAUAUUUAAAACAUCUGAAAUGGGAAAACGGCUUUCUGAAAACCAGCUUAAUAUUCCCUCCGGGAGGCAUUUGCCAAAUGAUGAUGACGGAAAUGUCAUUCCAUUCUCUGUCGUUGGUGAUGAAGUAACUGUGGGCGAACGCCGCGAGACUGUAGGUGAGUGGGCAUAG
Metopolophium dirhodum (rose-grain aphid) is the source of this 579-nucleotide messenger RNA. RefSeq names its product putative nuclease HARBI1. Lineage: Eukaryota; Metazoa; Arthropoda; Insecta; Hemiptera; Aphididae. The coding region runs from base 1 to 579 and encodes 192 amino acids. The transcript has 2 exons. The record is from RefSeq and is a predicted model, not a curated record.